This is a messenger RNA of Odobenus rosmarus divergens (Pacific walrus), 459 nucleotides long. Its product is annotated as 40S ribosomal protein S18-like. Gene Ontology annotation, cellular component: cytosol; small ribosomal subunit; ribosome. Lineage: Eukaryota; Metazoa; Chordata; Mammalia; Carnivora; Odobenidae. Gene Ontology annotation, molecular function: RNA binding; structural constituent of ribosome. Bases 1 to 459 code for a protein of 152 amino acids. The record is from RefSeq and is a predicted model, not a curated record. The transcript has 2 exons. Gene Ontology annotation, biological process: translation.
AUGUCUCUAGUGAUCCCUGAGAAGUUCCAGCACAUUUUGCGAGUACUCAACACCAAUAUCGAUGGGCGGCAGAAAAUAGCCUUUGCCAUCACUGCAAUUAAGGGUGUGGGGCGAAGAUAUGCUCAUGUAGUGUUGAGGAAAGCAGACAUCGAUCUCACCAAAAGGGCCGGAGAGCUCACUGAGGAUGAGGUGGAACGUGUGAUCACCAUUAUGCAGAAUCCUCGCCAGUAUAAGAUCCCAGACUGGUUUUUGAACAGACAAAAGGACGUGAAGGAUGGAAAGUACAGCCAGGUCCUGGCCAAUGGUCUGGACAACAAACUUCGUGAAGACCUGGAGAGACUGAAGAAAAUUAGGGCCCACAGAGGGCUGUGCCACUUCUGGGGACUUCGUGUCCGAGGCCAGCACACCAAGACCACAGGGCGCUGUGGCCGCACCGUGGGUGUGUCCAAGAAGAAAUAA